Arachis duranensis is the source of this 691-nucleotide messenger RNA. RefSeq lists its product as uncharacterized. Bases 1 to 684 code for a protein of 227 amino acids. The transcript is spliced from 8 exons. The record is from RefSeq and is a predicted model, not a curated record. Lineage: Eukaryota; Viridiplantae; Streptophyta; Magnoliopsida; Fabales; Fabaceae.
AUGGGGUUAGGGUUGGAGACUUGGAGGCGCCAUGGGGUUAGGGUUGGAGGCCUUUGCGAGGAUUCAUCGCGAGUGGAGAAGUCAGUUCCGCAGUUUGCACUGUUGACGACGUUCCUCCGCAAUUUGUGUUAUGCCGCUCUCGCUGCGCUGCCACCACCGCCGCUGCCGCCGCCGUUCCUCCAUUCCUCUGCUUCGUGCCUUUGCCGCCGUCCCUUACUCUUCCAAAGAUAUGAAGGUGGCCACCAUGCUUGUGGAUCCUGCUGGAUUGUCAAGCUUACUACCUCUGCCUUGAAAAUUAUGUUGCUUAAGAGAUUGGACUUUCCAGAAAUGAAGUUCAGCUUAUACUUAUGGGCUAUGAGCUUCCUUGCUGCUCUGCUGGUGAAGGAUCUUGUGUUUCAAAUGGAGCAUGUGAAGAUUGCACAACAGGAUAUCCUUAAAUGGUGCAACGGAAUUGUAGAGAUUCUUAGCACAAUGAGAGCAGUCCAAGGCGCACUAAUAAUAGCAUCAUGCAUACAAAUAAUUUUGGGAUUUAGUCAAAUAUGGGCCAUUUGUUCCAGGUUUUUCAGUCGACUUGGAUACAAAUACUAUUCUGAUUCUGAAUCAUUUGUGUUAGGUUGGGAGCUGGGUCGAAAUUGGAAUUCCCAUGCUAAUACUGUUUAUAGCCUUAUCUCAAGUACAAUUUAAAAGUAGG